AUGGAAUCAAAUAAACUUCUUGGUGCUGAUUUAAUAAUUGCACAUAUUCAAUCAAUCAUAACUGAAUUAAUUCCUCUACUUAAAAUUUAUGAAAAUGAAGGUAUUUUACAAAUAAGAUCAAGUUUAAGAAUGCCUGAUAAUCAAAAACAAAAUUUGUUAUUUAAUCCAAAUGAAGAAACCCUUUGGAAUAAUCAAUUAAUUAAUUUUCACGAAUGUUUAUAUGAAUUUAAAGAAAGUGCUGCAUUUAUUGGUUUUCCAGACUGGGAUGAUAUUUUAAUAUCGCCAAGUGCUAUUCCUUUUACAAAAGGAUUAAUGGACUUUUCUAUGGCAAAUCCUCAAGUAGCUGCUUUUCUUCCAAAAAGAUAUCCUGGACAAAUAGAGAUUUUAGGUACAUGUUAG
Meloidogyne enterolobii is the source of this 399-nucleotide messenger RNA. The record is from the annotation of a GenBank genome assembly. Lineage: Eukaryota; Metazoa; Nematoda; Chromadorea; Rhabditida; Meloidogynidae.